CAGUCUGGAUCUGUGAGAUUUGGCGCCGACUGAGCUGCAGAGGCCCGUAGACCAGGAACCGACCCAGGAUGCUUUAAUUAACAGGAAGAUACUAUGGUUAUUGAUAUUAUUAUAGAGUGCACGCAGAGGGGAGGCUGGGAAAUGGACAUAUAUCUACACAGUAUGUGUUUUAAGCAGGUUUCUCUUCACCAAAAUGCACAGCAGAAUAGUGUAUCUACACUGAGGAAGAGUCAAGCUUUGGGAUUGGGCAGCGACCAGAUAGCGUAACACCCCCUCCUUCUCUCUGUGUUCGAGAAUUGCGUUAAACCGACAAGGAAAGGCCUGCGCUUUAUCACUAUUACAGGAUUGUUUUUUUUUUGUUUUCCCGAUUUUUAUUCCCCCGCAGAUUAAACGAGGAAAGGUUGCUGGCUGGUGUAUGUGUUUAGAAUGGGACACGCUGAAGGUCCAGUCAAAGAAAAAGACAGUUAAGGAUGCAGGAGCCCAACAAUGGAUUUCUCCUUCUCUUUCAUGCAAGGGAUCAUGGGAAAUACAAUUCAGCAACCCCCUCAGCUCAUUGACUCAGCCAAUAUCAGACAGGAAGGCACCUGCGACACCGGCAGUGACCCGGGCGAGGAUGGUGGUCCCUCCUACGAUGCUGCACUGGAUGAGUUCUACCCGCCGUCAGCCUCGGAGGACAUGCAGCAGGUCUCCAAUGGCUUCCCGCCAGGUCUGGGCAUAUACGAGCCACAGGCCAAGUUCUCCAUGUACUCGCAGUUUCCCAACGGCUCAGCUAACGGCUACGGGGCAAUACGCAGCUACAGUGAGCAUGGUCUCAUGCCGGGGGAAGGGACGGUCCUGAGAGGCCCAGGUCUGCAGGAGAGACCUUUGUCUCCUGUGUCUCCCCCGUUGCCCACACAUCACCCACACCUCCACCACCUCCACCAUCACCCCCAUCACCAUCACCACGUGCAACACUUCCACUCAAACCCACCUCACAUACAAACCCACCCGCACCCACAGAGUUCCCCACCGCCACUGCCCCCCCAGCACCACCUCUCCCAGACACCUCACAUCAUGACCCACACUCUUCCCCCUCCUCCUCCUUUACACCUGCCUUCCUCCACUCCACCCCCUUCACUUGUGGACAGUACCCCCUCUUCUCAACCCUCCCACGAAUCGUCUAACACCCCAGGUGGGGUGCUGAAGAAAACCAGCUCUCCAGAGAUCAAGUUAAAGAUCAUAAAGACGUACCAGAACGGAAAAGAGCUGUUUGAAUCUGCGCUGUGUGGAGAUCUACUGCAAGAGCUGCAGAAGGAGUCUCAGAAAAAGGAGGCAGCUCAGAUGCAGCGCAGACAUGAGAGGAAGAAGGAGAAAAGGAAAAAGAGUGCAAGGCUGCAGCCGCAAGUCCAGGAACAGAAUCUGGACAAGAGCCAAGCACAAGCGGGUACUACAAGCGAGACAGAGGACACCCACAUCCAGCCCCAGCUACGAGAAACACCCCCAGUCAAGACAGAGAAGCCUCAGAAGACAGUUACCAAAACUGAACCAAAGACACCAAAGGUUCCGAAGGUCCAUCAUCAAUCAGUAAUCCAAGAGACGGGCUUCUGCAAGGAGUUUGUGAUUGGAGAUCUGGUUUGGUCCAAGGUGGGCACCUAUCCCUGGUGGCCCUGCAUGGUCUCCUCUGACCCACAGAUGAAGGUCCACACUCGCAUCAACACCAGGGGUCACAGGGAGUAUCACGUCCAGUUUUUUGGCAGUGUCGCUGAGCGAGCAUGGAUCCACGAGAAGAGGAUUGUCAUUUACCAAGGGAGGCCACAAUUUGAUGAUCUUCAGGCUGAAACUCUGCGCAAGGCUACAAACCCUGUCGAGAAAAGUAAACUUCUGAAGCCCAUCCCUCAGCGGGAGCGGACUCAAUGGGAGGUGGGUGUGGGCCAUGCUGAGGAUGCCUUGGUGAUGACGCGACAGGAGCGAAUUGACAACUAUACCUUCAUCUACGUUGACCCUGACCCCGUUGAAGGCCCGCCCAUCAAGAAACCCGCCAUCAGACUUGAGAAACGAAACCGUCGCUCCAGUGGCUCAGUCAGUAAGAAGGAAGAUGGAGGAGUGAAGUCACCAGAGAGAGAGCAGCCACCACGAAGACAGCUACCACGCAGACAGUGUAGUGUUUCAAACACAGAUGACAACACAAACUCCCAUACCUCAAAUGAGGAGAAGAACUUGAGGGAGGACCAGCGUAAGACCAGCUCACCUAAGCAAAACUCUAGUCAUGACGCACAGCAGGACUCUCCACCACCAGUUAGGGCCUGGAAAACAGCAGCUGCCAGAAAGCUGCUGCCUCUCUCCAUUACCAUGAAGAGGCUGAAUGUGGAGAUAACAAAAUGUGACUGGCCUCUCUUACAGAAAAAAGCACUUCCAUCUCCUAAAAAAGACAAAGAAGAAGAGAAGGAGGAGAGAGUGGAAAGAGAGGCCAGACAGCCCGACUUGGGAUACUGCUCUCCUGAGCAGGACAGCAGAGCUAAACCUGAGCCCAGUCCAGGGGAGGAUGAUGAUGGAGAUGCAGAUGCAGAUGCAGAUGGAGAUGGAGAUGCAGAUGCAGAUGCAGAUGCAGAUGUAGAUGCAGAUGGAGAUGCAGAUGCAGAUGGAGAUGGAGAUGGAGAUGCAGAUGGAGAUGGAGAUGGAGAUGCAGAUGCAGAUGCAGAUGGAGAUGGAGAUGGAGAUGAAGGGGAGGAAGAAGGGGAAGAGAGGAGAGGCUCACCUGCUAGCCGUAUGAGUGAGGAGGGUGGAAUGCAGCAGCCGUCGUCUCCUGGGUCACACCACAGUAGUCCACAAGGUUCUCAGGAGAGGAAGCUGCAGCGGCGGUCAGUCAGGAGCAGGUCUGAGUCAGAGAGAGGCAGUGAGCCUGUCCCUAAGAAGAAAACCAAAAAGGAACAGGCAGAGUUGGCUCCUGAAACUACACCGAGGACUGGCUCACAGAAAGGUGCCAGUGAGAUCUCAGAUGCCUGCAAGCCUCUGAAGAAGCGAAGCAGGGCGUCAACAGAUGUGGAAAUGGCUUCAUCUCAGUACAGAGACACUUCUGAUUCUGACUCCAGAGGUCUCAAUGAUCCACAGGGUUUGUUCGGGAAGAGUCUUGACAGUCCAGCAGCAGCAGAUGCAGAUGCUUCCGAUACUCAGUCUGUGGAUUCUGGCUUAUCUCGUCAGGAUAGCACCACUGACAAGAGAGACACCGUCUGCCAGAUCUGCGAGGUCUAUGGAGAAGGUUUGGUGGUUUGCGAAGGUGAUUGCAACAGACAGUUUCACCUGGAGUGUCUUGGUCUGACGUCCCAACCUGAAGGCAAAUUCACAUGUUUGGAAUGUAGGAAUGGAGAUCAUCCAUGUUUUAGCUGUAAAACAGUUGGCCAGGAGGUGACACGCUGCUCUGUCUUGGGAUGCGGUUGUUACUAUCAUGAGGAUUGUGUCCAAAAUCUCCCCGGCACCACCAGCAGUCCAGGCGGAGGCUUCUGCUGCCCUCAACAUAGCUGUGCUACCUGCUGCUUGGAGAGAGACCUGCAACGAGCCAGUAAAGGUCGCCUGAUGCGUUGCAUCCGUUGUCCGUCGGCCUAUCACACUGGAGACAGCUGCGUGGCAGCGGGUAGUGUCGUCCUCACCCAUCACAUCAUGAUCUGCAGCAGCCACGGCAGCACCAAGAAGAACGGCCUCCUCGCCUCUCCUGUCAAUGUGGGCUGGUGCUUCCUGUGCGCUAGAGGGCUGUUAGUGCAAGACCUUACUGACACCAUAUUAAGUUCAUAUGCCUAUAAGUCCCACUACCUUCUGACUGAGUCAAAUCGUGCUGAGUUGAAAUUACCUAUGAUUCCCUCUCCUUCGUCAGCUACCAAAAAGAAUGUUGGGAAAGGAGGCAAGUUGCUGUGCUGCGACUCAUGCCCAGCUUCCUUCCACCCGGAGUGUUUGGAGAUGGAGAUGCCGGACGGCGCAUGGUCCUGCAGUGAUUGCAGGGCAGGAAAGAAACCUCACUACAAACAAAUUGUCUGGGUCAAACUGGGCAACUACAGGUGGUGGCCAGCAGAAAUCUGCAAUCCCCGCUUGGUGCCAUCAAACAUCCAGAGCCUUCGCCAUGAUAUCGGUGACUUCCCCGUCUUCUUCUUCGGCUCCCACGAUUACUACUGGAUCAACCAGGGCCGUGUCUUCCCUUACGUGGAGAAUGAUAAGAACUUUGUCACUGGUCAGAUCAACAUCAACAAAACCUUCAAGAAAGCUCUGGAAGAAGCAGCCAGGCGUUUUCAGGAGCUUAAGGCACAGCGGGAAAGCAGAGAGGCUCUAGAGCAAGAACGCAACUCUCGCAAACCUCCACCUUACAAAUUUAUAAAGUCCAACAAGCCAGUGGGGAAAGUGCAGGUUCACGUUGCUGACUUGUCAGAAAUCCCACGAUGCAACUGCAGACCAACAGAUGAGCGUCCUUGCAGCCUCGACUCCCAGUGUCUCAAUCGCAUGCUGCAGUACGAGUGUCAUCCACAGGUGUGUCCAGCAGGAGACAGCUGUGAGAACCAGUGUUUCUCCAAGCGGCAGUACGCCGAGACGGAAGUGACGAGGACAGAAGGCCGCGGCUGGGGCCUCAGAACUAACCAGACUCUCAGGAAGGGUGACUUUGUGACAGAGUAUGUGGGAGAGGUGAUAGACUCAGAGGAAUGCCAGCAGCGAAUCAAACGUGCCCAUGAAAACCACGUAUCCAACUUCUACAUGCUCACGCUCACCAAGGAUCGUGUGAUAGACGCCGGCCCAAAAGGAAACUCGUCACGGUUCAUGAAUCACAGCUGCAGCCCAAACUGUGAAACCCAGAAGUGGACGGUAAACGGAGAUGUUCGCAUUGGACUCUUUACCCUCUGUGAUAUUGAGGCUGGCACAGAGCUGACGUUCAACUACAACCUGCACUGCGUGGGCAACAGGAGAACGUCCUGUCACUGUGGAUCAGACAACUGCUCUGGAUUCCUCGGGGUGCAGCCAGUGAGUGCCGUCGUGCUAGAGAAAGAGGAGAAGGCCAGGAACGCCAAGCUGAAGCCAAAGAAGCGGAAGCUGAGGCUGGAGGGUAAACACACACACGAGUACUUCUGUUUUUGCUGUGGAGAAGGAGGAGAGCUGGUGAUGUGCGACAGGAAGGACUGCCCGAAAGCGUACCACCUGCUGUGUCUCAACCUUACAAAGCCGCCAUACGGACGUUGGGAAUGUCCGUGGCAUGACUGCAGUAUAUGCAGCGCCCCCGCCACGUCGUUCUGUGAUUUCUGCCCUCGCUCAUUCUGCCAGGAUCACCAGGCUGGUGCACUUACUUCCUCCUCCCUGGAGGGCCGUCCCUGUUGCUCCAGUCACAACCCCCUCAGUCCCCUGGACUCCAACUCCAGCUCGACUCAGGGACGACACUCUGCUCUGAGCCCGGUCAGGGUCAAAGAGGAGCCGGAGCCAGAAACGGGUCAGCAGGCGGCAGAGUGACUCCGCAGCUCCCUCAAUACCUCAUUCCCUGUAAAGUGCGCUGGUGUUGGCCUCCCUGCCUCCAGUCCACCUUUGAUCAGAAGCAGUGCACUUCUAAAGGGAAUACAGUGCUUUUUGACCAGUGUGAUGGCUGCUAUUUAGCGCUGAGACACGCCGACGAACACUGCAGAGUGACUGGAGUGUUGGCACGGGAAGUGACCAGGCAUCAUUAUGCACCAAUCUCCCUUUUCUCUUGCCACCACUAAUGCUCUUUACAGCUCCACUGCGUCCAUCCGAGGGCCCAGACCACCACCUCAUUACACUUCUUUGUUUUACUUUUACAGCUGUCGAAAGUUUUCUAUGUUUUUCACAACAUCGGUUACCGGCACUUUGAAGAACUCACUGAGUGAGGUGGAGGGAGAUGUAAGGCUGACCCUCUCCUCCACCACGCUGCUCCUCCUUGUUUACCUGCUGUAAGCGCUGGCCGGCAUCUCAAAUAACAGGUGGCUUAAUGGAAGCCCCUGUGUCUCUCUCUCUCUCUCUCUCUCUCUCUCUCUCUCUCUCUCUCUCUCUCUCUCUCUCUCUCUCUCUCUCUCUCUCUCUCUCUCUCUCUCUCUCUCUCUCUCUCUCUCUCCCUCCCUCCAUCACUCCCCGAUGUGGUCUGUCAUCGUUUCGUAUUUUUCUCCUCUCCCUGCAGAAAAGGCGGAGAGGGGAGCGACUGAUUUUGUGCAAUUUUUUUUUUUUCAGGACCACACUACAUUCCAAACUUCCUUAAACACGAUUUUAAUAUACUUAUGGGUAUAGAUGAAUAUAAUUAUAUACAGUAUCUAUGUUUGUUAAUGUUUACAGACAGAUUCUCUCACUUAAUCUCAGUGAGUGGUGUAUUAUGUUUGUUUGUUUGUUUGUUUAGGUGUUAAGCAUUACGCAGACCUCUUUGUGAAAAUAGUCCUAUUAAGGUGAAUUAUAAUGGUAUAUAGUGUAAUGGUAUGACAUUACAGAAGUACUUGUGAUUUUCAUAUUGACAGUCUCACUCGCCAUUGUGUACAUAAUUGGCUCAUAAUAUUGUAAAGUACUUAUAGAUCAGAAAGGUCGCAGCCUUGCCUCUCUGGUUGUGCCUGGAAGAAGGAAAUGCUUUUUCUUUUCUUUUUUUUUAAAAACAAAACAAAAAACAACACAGAUCUUUCUCUUCUCAUUUUUUUUUCUUUUUGAUAACGGUUUUGGUUAUUUGUUUUUGUAGAUGGAGGAGCCCAGCUUGUGAUCACUGGUGCUGUCUUAAAAGUAUUGUUAACUGGCCUUAAGUUUGAUUCUGGCUGUAGCAGCUACUGCCCAGAUGCAGUCCAUUUCAGUAACGCUGUGUACUGUGACCGCUUUAAUGCUUUCUUCUUUUAAUUCCUCUGGGGUUUUUUUUAUUUUGCCAAACUUCUCUGAAAAGCACUUUCACACGGCUUGUCGCUAUAAAAUUUAGCUAGGUCAUAUACAGAAAUGUAUAUUAUAAGAACAUAUGACAAGUGUUUAAAAAUGGAUACCUCUUCUUGUAGUAAUGUCGGAAUUUAAACUGUGUUUCAACUUUUUUCCUCUUGAUCGGAAACGUGGUGAGUGCUGGGCGUCUUCUUAUUUUUUUUUCGUUUGCGUAAAAGUGGCCUAAAAAAAAAUGUUUUCUUCCUCUUUUUGGGGGCACAUGUAGAAAUGACUGCCAGCCUGGCUUCAUACAAAAAAGUCCUCCGUGUCUUCGAGGGACACUUCUUUCCACCUGGAGGACGUCCUCAAGGCUGGGCUUUAUAUAAAGACAUGGUAUUGCAACAGUCCAGUCCAGUAUAAUGUACAAAACUUAUGUACAGUGUUUUUAAUCACUCAUCUGUCAAAUUGUUUUGUAUUUAUUGCACCACAUUUUAUACAGAUUUCUUUUUCCAAACACCAGUACAGUGAUUUGUCUCCCUCUCACCACCGUGUAAGUGAAACAGACUCUUUAAAAAACAUUAUAUCUGCAGCAAGUCAUUGCACAUGUAAGUUUUUUUUUUUUGGUGUAAUGAUUCCACAUUUGGUGACAGCUGCUGCUCAUCAGCCGGUGUCAUCAUUCACUGUAACUAGUGUUAAAAAGCAGCGUGAAGCGGCUCAAUAUUGGAAUGUAAAGUUUUUGUUUCAGUGCGGUUUGUGUGUUGUGUUAACCUGGACUCAAUGGUCAUCAUAGGAAGAAGCUUCUCUGUAAUCAUGACUCAGCAUUUUUGCCUGUCACUUCCCUGAUUAGUGCUGUUUUGUUAAUUUUUUUCUUUCCUUAAAAAAAAAGGGUGUUUUUUAUUUUUUGAAGCCUUCCAGUGUUGAGGGUGUUUAAAGCCCGAGCCACAGGGUGAAACGUUGCCAAGGUUUCUGGUCUCUUUGAAUCCAUUAUUAGACAAAUUAUGCUGCCAGUUUAUUAGGUACAUGUCAUCAAUUCUACUGCUAUUAUACCAGUCCUGUGAUUAAUCCUUCUUUAUGCAUGUUACAAUGUUCAUUUUUAAUGUUACCUUAAUGAUUAUUUUAAAGACUGUAGUUAAUGGUAGUUCAUAAAUGUACUGUUAUUUUGAACAAGUAUUAUGCCUUUUAAUACAUAAAUCAUGCAUUUGAAAACCGCACCUCAACACCUCUCAACAUUUUGGACAAAAACUGUAUUUACUUAAAUCACAGUACUGUUAUAUUAUCCUGCAGUUUAAGAGAGAAUAAUAUUGGAUAAUGGAUAAAUUAAACAAAAGUAUUAGAAAUAUUAUAUUCAUCGUAAAACCAAACUGUGUUUCAAUAUUCUUCAAGUCUCAACAUGUCACAAAUACACAUUUGGUCUGAAAACUAGUCAUGCUGUCAUAGAUUAAUCUUGUACGUUCACAUGUUAAAGUAAAGUAACAAUUAGCCCAACAUGAUUUUGAUGUGACCUGGGCUUUUUUAUGCAAAAUAUAAGCAGAAAUACAGGCAUAUAAUUGGACAAAGGUAAAGGUAAACCACACCAGAACCUCACCCUUUUCUGUGUUUCGAAUUAAAUAACAUGACUGUAAAUGUGCAAACCGUUAACAUGUUACAUUUUCUCACUUCUUUUAUCAUUAACUAACUCCAGGAAAUUGUCACAUUUUUUUUAAUCCAUGAAAAUACUAAGCUAAAAUUUGCAUACUCAACAUGGUCUGCGAGUUGAAACUUGAAUUUUCUAUAUUUUUAUUUAUUAGUGUAUUUGUUUUGGGGUGCUUUUCCAUAGGAUUCAUAAAGUAUGUGAUAAUCAGGCAUCCUUGACUCUUGUGUUUGUGGCUUCAGAAAAAAACAAAUGCCGAUUGGUUGUUAUGACAAACUGGUCUUAAAGCAUUCUUUUUAGGGUGACUUGUUCAGUAAAAAAUGCAUGAUUCUAACACCACACACCGGUUUAAUCUACUUUGUGUCUUCAGAAUGCUUUUUUUGUUUGUUCGUUUUUUAUUUUACCCUUUUCUAUAUUGCACAGAGAUUUUGUAAAACCAAAAAGCCUUUUUUUUCCCCUUACACCCACUGAUCACUGAUCAUCUUAACCUUGUGCCAAUUGGUCAAUUCCUGUCCCUUUCAGCUGACACAGCAGCAGUAUUACAGCUCAUACAAAUGUCCCAGCAUGCAUCAUUUCAUUCACUAAAAAUACUUUUUGAUGUAUGUGUUUGGUUGGUAGUGCCCACAUUUGUUUCUUUGAGAAGACGGCAUGUUUGUUCUCAUUUAAGUGACCCUUAAAGACAUAUGAAGAGUUCUGUUUUGGUUUUUUUUCAAAGUGUCCAGGAAUUUGCAAAUUACUAUGAUUUCUUUUUAUAUAAAAUAAUUAGUAUGUCAAAGGGUGUGUUUCGGUUCAUUGUGAUGUCUUUUUUUUUUUGUGCAAUGUUGCCUAACGUCAAUACGUUUUUAAAUGACACGCUCUCAGAGGAGAAAUAGCGUUGGACUAAAUACGUUCACCGUCAUAAGCACUCAUCAUCUUUUUCUUGUGGUAAAAUUGCUUACAGUAACUCUAACUGGGGUCAUAUCUAUCUUCGUGGUGUUGCUUCAAGUAAAACGUGGAUGAACACAAAAAUACCAUGUUGAUUACUGUUCAACCUGUGUUACUGCAUAAUGCAUAUUGUUGAGGAACCUGUAAAUAGUUUACAUUGAACUUGCAUAGAAUCAUGUUACUGUGGCGUGCUCUUUUUGCUUGUACAAUUCUGCUUCUAAAUGUGUGUGACUGUUGAGACGACUCUCUCUUUUUGUACAUGACUGUCUUUUUAUUUGAGAAUAUUGAUUCUGUCCUUUUUCAUUCAGAAGUUGAGUUUGAAGAGUUCAGACAUGCCUGAAGUUUGACUUUAAUAAAGCUGUACUCUGUCUCAGUGAAA
Messenger RNA from Solea solea (common sole), 9764 nucleotides. It is a transcript of the gene nsd3, whose product is annotated as nuclear receptor binding SET domain protein 3. NCBI's taxonomy places the organism in Eukaryota, Metazoa, Chordata, Actinopteri, Pleuronectiformes, Soleidae. Bases 487 to 5454 code for a protein of 1655 amino acids. The transcript has 25 exons. Gene Ontology annotation, biological process: regulation of DNA-templated transcription. Gene Ontology annotation, molecular function: protein binding; histone H3K36 methyltransferase activity. The record is from RefSeq and is a predicted model, not a curated record. Gene Ontology annotation, cellular component: chromatin; nucleus.